CAGGAAAUCACUAUGUGAUUCCUAGGAAACUGAAAAUUGCCCACUUGUCGUAUAAGAUAAAAAUAAAACCAACAAACUCAUUUUUGUUUUAACGCCAUGACUUCGUCAAUGUUAGGCAGCAAAAAUUUUAAAAUCUUUAUCAACGAUGGUGAGAGAUACCAAAUUGAGCAAUGGGUGAAACAAUAUCCAAACAUUGAAACUGGUGGAGAUCUUUUUGGAGCUUGGAUUGACGAACGAACAGCUGUCAUUCAGUUUAUCUUAGGCCCUGGUAAGAAAUGCCGACGAACUACUGUAUCGUUUUAUCAAGACAUUGACUAUCUAAAUGAUGCUGGAAGCUACCUUACUCAAGCACAUGGCUUAUGUAACAUUGGUCAAUGGCAUUCUCAUCAUCAACUAGGUCUUACCGUUCCAAGUGGUGGAAAUGAAAAUACAGUUUGGAAGAACAUGCCUCGACUUGGUCUUAAUCGCUACAUUGUCAUAAUUGCUACAAUUUCAGAAAACCCUGAAUUCAGUAGAAACUUCGAUGUUAACAUUAAUCCUUAUCUUUUUGAAAUGACUCAAGGACGAAGAAAUGAGGAUUUUCCAAUUCCAGGUAUGUUUUGUAAUCUCGAAGGAAAUUCUCCAUUUCGAUUGGAUGGCAAAGUUGAAGAAAAGAUGAAAGGGAGAGCUGAGAAAAUAAACACUACAGAAAGUUAUGGCUCGAAUAAACGAUCUAACAAUAGUAUAAAUAUACCUCAGAUUCGAAAAAAGAAAGAGUCUUCGACAGGUCUGGAAAAUAAUGGCAAACAUGAAAAUCCAGCGACAAAUAAAAGUAUAGAUAGCACGUCACCUAAUGUCAAUAACAAUGAAAAUGAAAUAUCCCGUAAAGAAAAUGAAAUUCAGCAAGAAGUUGAAGAUACACAAAGUUUGACAACUAAUCCGAAGAAUGAUGAACGUCAAGAAUUGUCUGACGAAAGUAACAUUCAGCCAGAAGUUGAAGAUACACAAAGUUUGACAACUAAUGCGAAGAAUGAUGAACGUCAAGAAUUGUUUGAUGAAAGUAACAUCCAGCCAAAAGUUGAUUAUACACAAAGUUUGACAACUAAUACGAAGAAUGAUGAACGUCAAGAAUUGUCUGAUCAAAGUAACAUCCAGCCAAAUGUUGAUUAUACACAAAGUUUGACAACUAAUACGAAGAAUGAUGAAAGUCAAGAAUUGUCUGAUCAAAGUAACAUCCAGCCAAAAGUUGAUUAUACACAAAGUUUGACAACUAAUACGAAGAAUGAUGAAAGUCAAGAAUUGUCUGAUGAAAGUAACAUCCAGCCAAAAGUUGAUUAUACACAAAUGUUGACAACUAAUGCAAAGAAUGAUGAACUUCAAGAAUUGUUUGAUGAAAGUAACAUUCAGCCACCAGUUGAAGAUACACAAAGUUUGACAAUUAAUACGAAGAAUGAUGAACGUCAAGAAUUGUCUGACGAAAGUAACAUUCAGCCAGAAGUUGAAGAUACACAAAGUUUGACAACUAAUGCGAAGAAUGAUGAACGUCAAGAAUUGUUUGAUGAAAGUAACAUCCAGCCAAAAGUUGAUUAUACACAAAGUUUGACAACUAAUACGAAGAAUGAUGAACGUCAAGAAUUGUCUGAUCAAAGUAACAUCCAGCCAAAUGUUGAUUAUACACAAAGUUUGACAACUAAUACGAAGAAUGAUGAAAGUCAAGAAUUGUCUGAUCAAAGUAACAUCCAGCCAAAAGUUGAUUAUACACAAAGUUUGACAACUAAUACGAAGAAUGAUGAAAGUCAAGAAUUGUCUGAUGAAAGUAACAUCCAGCCAAAAGUUGAUUAUACACAAAUGUUGACAACUAAUGCAAAGAAUGAUGAACUUCAAGAAUUGUUUGAUGAAAGUAACAUUCAGCCACCAGUUGAAGAUACACAAAGUUUGACAAUUAAUACGAAGAAUGAUGAACGUCAAGAAUUGUCUGAUGAAAGUAACAUCCAGCCAGAAGUUGAAGAUACACAAAGUUUGACAACUAAUGCGAAGAAUGAUGAACGUCAAGAAUCGUCUGAUGAAAGUAACAGUAAGCCAAAAGUUGAAGAUACACAAAGUUUGACAACUGAUGCGAACAAUGAUGAACGUCAAGAAUCGUCUGAUGAAAAUGAAAUUCAGCCAAAAGUUGAAGAUACACAAAGUUUGACAACUAAUGCGAAGACUGAUGAAGGUCAAGAAUCGUCUGAUGAAAGUAACAGUAAGCCAAAAGUUGAAGAUACACAAAGUUUGACAACUGAUGCGAACAAUGAUGAACAUCAAGAAUCAUCUCAUGAAAAUAAAAAUCAGCAAACAGAUGAAGUUACAAAACGGUCGCAAGAUAAAGUUAACAGUGGUGAAGAUCAAAAAUCACCUCAUGAAAAUAAGAAUCAGCAAACAGAUAAAGUUACAGAAUUAACGCAAGAUAAUGGCAACAAAGAUGAAGAUCAAGAAUCAUCUCAUGAAAAUAAGAAUCAGCAAACAGAUAAAGUUACAGAACUAACUCAAGAUAAUGUCAACAAAUGUGAAGAUCAAGAAUCAUCUCAUGAAAAUAAAAAUCAGCAAACAGAUGAAGUUACAAAACGGUCGCAAGAUAAUGUCAACAUUGGUGAAGAUCAAAAAUCACUUCACGAAAAUAAGAAUCAGCAAACAGAUAAAGUUACAGAACUGUCGCAAGAUAAUGGCAACAAAGAUGAAGAUCAAGAAUCACCUCAUGAAAAUAAGAAUCAGCAAACAGAUAAAGUUACUGAACUGUCGCCAGAUAAUGACAACAAAGGCGAAGAUCAAGAAUCACCUCAUGAAAAUAAAAAUCAGCAAACAGAUGAAGUUACAAAACGGUCGCAAGAUAAUGUUAACAGUGGUGAAGAUCAAAAAUCACCUCAUGAAAAUAAGAAUCAGCAAACAGAUAAAGUUACAGAACUUUUGUCAGUUAAUGUCAACAUUGGUGAAGAUCAAAAAUCACUUCACAAAAAUAAGAAUCAUCAAACAGAUGAAGUUACUGAACGGUCUCAAGAUAAUGUCAACAAAGAUGAAGAUCAAAAAUCACCUAAUGAAAAUAGGAAUCAGCAAACAGAUAAAGUUACAGAACUGUUGCAAGAUAAUAGCAACAAAGAUGAAGAUCAAAAAUCACCUCAUGAAAAUAAGAAUCAGCAAACAGAUAAAGUUACUGAACUGUCGCCAGAUAAUGGCAACAAAGGCGAAGAUCAAGAAUCCUCUCAUGAAAAUAAAAAUCAGCAAACAGAUGAAGUUACAAAACGGUCGCAAGAUAAUGUUAACAGUGGUGAAGAUCAAAAAUCACCUCAUGAAAAUAAGAAUCAGCAAACAGAUAAAGUUACAGAAUUAACGCAAGAUAAUGGCAACAAAGAUGAAGAUCAAGAAUCAUCUCAUGAAAAUAAGAAUCAGCAAACUGAUGAAGUUACAGAACAGUCGCAAGAUAAUGUCAACAAAGGUGAAGAUCAAGAAUCACCUCAUGAAAAUAAGAAUCAGCAAACAGAUAAAGUUACAGAACUGUCGCCAGAUAAUGUCAACAAAGGUGAAGAUCAAGAAUCACCUCAUGAAAAUAAGAAUCAGCAAACAGAUAAAGUUACAAAACGGUCGCAAGAUAAUGUCAACAAAUGUGAAGAUCAAGAAUCACCUCAUGAAAAUAAGAAUCAGCAAACAGAAAAAGUUACAAAACGGUCGCCAGAUAAUGUCAACAAAGCAAACAGAUAA
Messenger RNA from Xenia sp. Carnegie-2017, 3711 nucleotides. RefSeq lists its product as uncharacterized. Bases 97 to 3711 code for a protein of 1204 amino acids. The record is from RefSeq and is a predicted model, not a curated record. Lineage: Eukaryota; Metazoa; Cnidaria; Anthozoa; Malacalcyonacea; Xeniidae. The transcript has 5 exons.